Molecule: messenger RNA, 2765 nt
Organism: Ceratitis capitata (Mediterranean fruit fly)
Lineage: Eukaryota; Metazoa; Arthropoda; Insecta; Diptera; Tephritidae
Gene: CycB
Product: G2/mitotic-specific cyclin-B
Exons: 5
Coding region: 285-1895 (536 amino acids)
Biological process (GO): mitotic cell cycle phase transition; regulation of cyclin-dependent protein serine/threonine kinase activity
Cellular component (GO): cyclin-dependent protein kinase holoenzyme complex; nucleus; cytoplasm
Molecular function (GO): cyclin-dependent protein serine/threonine kinase regulator activity
Source: RefSeq, a predicted model, not a curated record
UGCGGGACUUUUUAAAAGUGCGCUUCAAACAGUAUUUGCAACGGUUCGUGUUGGCCAUAAUUUUUUUUAUUGCUUAGAAAAUUUCGAGAAAACUGUCGCUGAAAAAUUUAUUGAAUAAUAAAAAUUCUAUAUAGAAAAGGGUUUAGCGACUUUUUUCUAUAAGAAAAGAAGUGCAAUUGACAUUAUAAACAAAAAUCGGUGAAUAUAGAAUUUUGCCAUCAAGCAAGGAAGAGAAAAACUCGAAUAUUGUGUUGAAAUAUAUAAGUAUAAUCCAGAGAAAAAAAAUGGUGGGAGCUACUAAAAUUCGUAUUGAUGAGAAUGAUGCCAAUAACUUCACCAAAGUAAAAAAGUUUGGAGUUAGUCAUGCCACGGAAAACACAAGACGUGCAGCUUUGGGCGACCUUCAGAAUAAAGCUGUUAUCCGUCUGGCCAAUGCCAAAGAAGCAGCGCAAAAAGACGUUGAUGCGAAAUUGAAAAAUGUAAUUCAAAAUACCAAGCCACGUGUGGAUACUCACUGGAAAAAGGCGCCAGGUGCCGUUGCUGUUUCUGUUAAAAGCAAUACAGCGACUGAGCAGCCAAAGAAGGUUGUUACGCGUUCGAAUUCUACACGCACAGCCGGUGUUUUAGCUGAUUCAACGGCUGCUCAUAGAAAUGUGGCUGGGUUGAGCAAACAUAAGACGCUUACUACAAAAGUAGUGGAAAACAAAUUACAACAAGGAAAAUUGUCUAAAGCCAAGGCUACAAAUGAUGAAAAGUCAAAAAAAUCUGGUGAGAGUAUUACAUUGCGACGAGAAGAUAGUAAUUUAUCGCUUAAGUCUUUGAGCAAGUUAAGAGCAGUCUUGUCACGUGAUGCCAACAAGGCUUCAACUGCGAGAUCUGCAGUGCAGUGUGUAAAAAUCGAACAAGAAAUCAAAUCCACAGUUGCAAGUGAGGAAAUUGAUUCGGAUAAUGACAAUAAGAAUAUUGCUGAAAAACUAAGUUUAAGCCCACAAUCAAGCAAAUCUGAAGAAGAGCAACUCGAUGAUGUUGAAGACAUUGAUGCUGGCGAUGCCGAUAAACUAUUAUUGGUAUCCGAAUAUGUUAAUGACAUUUAUAAUUACCUAUUCCAAUUAGAGGAUGAACAAGUAAUACGUGAAAAUCAUUUGGAUGACCAAGAAGAAGUUUAUCCUAAAAUGCGCGCAGUUCUCAUCGAUUGGAUCAAUGAAGUGCAUUUUCAAUUUCAUCUAACACCAGAAACAUUCCAAAUGACAGUAGCAAUUAUUGAUCGUUAUUUACAAGAAGUUAAUGAUACAAAGCGCACACAUUUGCAAUUAGUGGGAGUUACAGCGCUAUUCAUUGCAGCCAAAUAUGAAGAAUUGGUGCCACCAUCAAUAGCUGAUUUCGUUUAUAUUACUGAUAAUACAUAUACAGCCAAACAAAUUAUUCAAAUGGAAUUGAAAAUCAUUAAAAUACUCGAAUGCAAUUUGUCGCGUCCUUUGCCCAUACACUUUUUGCGACGCUUCUCAAAGGCGGCUAAUGUAGAAGAUAUUCAUCAUGCAAUGGCAAAAUAUUUCCUCGAAUUGACAUCAGUCGAAUACGAUUUAGCGGCAUACAAACCAUCGGAGAUCGCCGCUUCGUCACUUUUCUUAGCGUUGCAUUUACUCCAAGAUAACUCAAAGCUACCAACUGGUUUCAAUAAUCAACACUGGACGCCUACAAUGCAAUGGUAUUCGCGCUAUAGCCCCGAGCAUUUACGUCCAAUUGCCAAGCAAAUUGCUAAAGUAGUGCGAAACGCACCAAACGCCAAACUGAAAGCGGUCUAUAACAAAUAUCAAUCAUCGAAGUUAUAUAAAAUUGCAUUACGUUCAGAGCUAUACGAUAAACUAAUUGAUUCGAUAAUUGAACAAGCUGAAUAAGAAAUGCGUGUAUGAAGUGAAGAUGGCGCCAGCCGUAGCAGCAAAAGCAGCUGUCAUGUGUCUAAUUUAUGUUUCUGUCGUCGUUUAGUUUAAUUGUUUUUAUUUGUUUUAUAUAAAUAUUCAUUUAUUUUUAUUAUCAUCCAAUUUAUCUAUUUUAAAUAAUAUUUUUACUUUUAAGUAUUAUGCGACAAUUGAAAUUAGUUGGAUAAUAUAUGCUAAUUUAGAGAUCGUCGGCCGAAUAUCAUUAUAGAUAAUAUAUGCCUUCCAUGUAAUGCCUUGCAUUAUAGCAGUGAAAGAAGGUGGAAAUUGUGGACAGCAAUAAUGGAGAAAAUAAAGGACAACAUUCCGACUACAUUUGUAUGUAUGAAUAAACGUAUAUUUCAUCUUAAAUAUAAUUGUUUAAGAAUUGCAAUAGUGAAAAUAAUGUCAUGUUUAUGUAUUGUUUAGAUGUUUCCAAAACGUAUAGUUUCCUAAUAAAGUGAGGAAAACCACUGUGUACCGCGCCGACUAUGCAAACAACGUAUAUUAGUGACUGAAUGUACUUUAUAAAUAUAUAGAUGAAAAUAUUUUGUAACUGUUAUUGCUAUUUACGCUUCACUUAUAGUCUGUAGCAAUUAAUGCUAAUGUAUUUUUUAACAAAAAAUAAUUGCUUAGGAUUAUAAUCAAUUUUGUCUUUACCUGUAGAUUUACAAUUAUAACAAAAUCGAAACUAAAAUUAAAUUCUACAACGUUUGUAUGCCUCAAACCGAAUGUAUUUGUUAUAACUUAAGUAGUGUAGUGGUUUAAUUCCACGCUAUGCCGCACACAUUUGCUUUGUAGGCGAAUGUAAUUUCUUUGUAUGAUUAAAAUACUUCUAUUAAAAACGAAAAA